Pogona vitticeps (central bearded dragon) is the source of this 5181-nucleotide messenger RNA. It is a transcript of the gene SPHK2, whose product is annotated as sphingosine kinase 2. Lineage: Eukaryota; Metazoa; Chordata; Lepidosauria; Squamata; Agamidae. The record is from RefSeq and is a predicted model, not a curated record. Gene Ontology annotation, biological process: phosphorylation; sphinganine-1-phosphate biosynthetic process; sphingosine biosynthetic process. Gene Ontology annotation, cellular component: membrane; cytoplasm; intracellular membrane-bounded organelle.
UAGAACACUUCCUGGUUUAGCUUGAGAUGGAACGUGGAGCCGGGACGAGUAGGAGAAGAGAAAGGAAAAACAACGGGAGGGUGGAGAGUCAGGAGUAAAGGACGGAGAGAUGAGGCAAUGAGCUAGAGGAGGAGGAGGAGGAGGUUCGCGGAGAAAGGAAUAAUUGAGAAAUGCUGUUAGGUUUGGGAUUGCCAAGUAGGGAACGGUAUUAGAAAAUGGACGGAAAUUGCUAAUUAUUAUUAUUAUUUAUCUACUUCCCAUUUUUCACCUCUCAGACUGCCAGCAGCGUCUGUUUCUCCUCUGUGAAAACUUGUAUGUUUCGGGCAAAGUUGGGGAGGGUGAGUUGAGUGCUUUUUUUUGAGGGGGGGGGCAUUGCUGCAGUCUCCCCUGAAUUAGUGUUAUAUUUUUUGCAGAAAUUAGUACGGCUUCCUUCCUCACGCGUUGCAAGAUUCAUUUAUCAGUGCGGUAUGCAAUUAUUUAAAAGCCUCCUUUUUUCUCCCUUCUCCCCCGCUUUAAAAAGUGGUGCAUGCACAUGCUGGUAUGAAAUUAGGAUAAGGGCUAAGCUCUUUUUAAGCCUUCAGGGGUGGUAAUCUUGAGUUAAGCUGCUAAAGUAUGUUGGAAUGAAAUUUCAAGACUACUGUUUUGGAAUUGAUAUAGAUCUAUACUUUAAAACUGGCAUCUAGAGGAAGUAUAGGACCCAAGUCCUAUACACAAAUAGCACUUCUAUGCUUCCUUCCUCUUUAGCAUCACCUGAGUAACUAAAACUUCCACAGCAUUCCUUCUACCAUUUUUAACAGAUUAUUUCUUUUAUGUCUUUGUGUUUUCCCUGAUCCUUAAGUUUCAGGAAGCAGUUUCUUUAAGAAUUCAUCUGGUGGUGGUAGGGAGUUGCUUUUAUGAGUCAGCCACUUUGGUGGAAAUUUUAGAGGCAACACGGCUUCCUGAAUAAAGUGUUUAAAUUCAUUGCCUAAAGGCCAAAUUAAUGCUUGAAAGCCAGGUUAUCUGGCUGUGCAUCUGAAGAAACACCUGUUUUCUGAAGCAAUACAGGUUUUUUGGUUCUUUUAAAACCUUAAGUUAUCUUUUAAUUGCUUUUCCUCUUCCUUGUGCUAUACUUACACAUUGGGUUGAUUCUUUCAGGCUUGUUCCAAAUAUGUAGUUGCUCAGUCAGGUUAGUGCUCAUUCCUAGGAGCUUUUGUUUGUGACCCUGACAGAUAUUGUUCUCUUGUAGAAAAGCAAAAGUGGGAGGGGUGUUUUUCCAUUUAAAAACCUGUUUGGUUUUACUGAUACUACAGACCUUACUCAAUGAAGAAAGGGAAGACUGUGGGAAACAGUUGAAGAGUUUACUAGUGCUGUGGAGACAGGGGUCUUUCUUUUGAUCAGCCAUUUAGCAGAUUGAGCAAAAUAGAUGGCAAUGAAAAUAUCUUAACUCCUGCUUUUCAAAAUCGGGUGCUGUGGGGGAAAAGGUUAAGGGGGAAGGAAGAGGUGGUUGCAAACCCAGCUGUUUGGCAAGCUUUGCUAUAGGGCAGAAAGAACAAAAACGCAAAGCUGGGGCUCCGCGGCGAGAUGAACAUAGUUCUGGGGGCAUGUCAGGAAGGCUCAGAGACCCUACUCCAUGGGGAGUUUGGCACCUAUCCCCCCAAGGGGACCCGCUAUGCUCUCAGCCUCACACAGACGGAGUUGCACAUCCAACGCCUAGUGCCUAAGCCGGAUACAGAUCACCGAACAGUGCUGCGACUAAUUGACGUAGUGGGGUGCCACACGAAGCGUAGUCAGACUGUUGCAAACAGCUCAGCCUUCUUCUGUGUCUAUGCUUAUCCGCUGAAGAAAAGGAAGGUAGCGGUGGGAUCGAGCCGGUCCCGGCAGAGGGUAGCAAAAACUUUUCAGGUUGACAGUGCCGAGCAUUAUGAGGACAACCUUCGUGUGGCAGAGAAAUGGGCAGUUGCCAUCAGGUGCCUGGUGCUGGGUAUUAACAUCUCAAGUGAAACAGAAAUCAGCCGCAGCCUCCUGCCGCGUCCCCGUCGCCUCCUCCUUUUGCUGAACCCUUUUGGGGGCAAAGGCAAUGCCUUGCAGUGGUGCCAGAAUCACAUCCUGCCGAUGAUCACAGAGGCCGAGGUCAGCUUCAACUUGAUCCAGACAGAGAGACAGAACCACGCCCGGGAGCUUGUACAGAGCAUCAGCCUAGCUGAGUGGGAUGGCAUCGUGGCUAUUUCAGGAGACGGUCUUCUGUAUGAGGUUAUCAACGGUUUGAUGGAACGGCCAGACUGGGAAGAAGCCAUCAAAAUGCCCCUUGGGAUUCUCCCCUGUGGUUCUGGAAAUGCAGUGGCUGCAGCCGUUAACUUGAAUGCAGGAUUUGAGCAGACUUUGGGCCAGGAGCUGCUGACCAGCUGCACUCUCCUGCUAUGCCACGGAGCCGUCUCCCCCUUGGACCUGGUUUCAGUCACCACCUUGUCGGGUUCUCGUUCCUUCUCCUUCCUGAGUGUAGCCUGGGGCUUCAUCUCUGACGUGGACAUUGAAAGCGAGAAGUACCGGCACAUGGGAUCAGCCCGGUUCACUUUGGGAACCAUGGUCCGCCUCGCCUCCCUGAACACAUACCGGGGGCGCCUCUCUUUCCUUCCCGCUCCAGACUGCGCUGGCCACCGGCCCAUCUUGCGCAGCAUCACUAUGGCGUCCAACGGGAGCCUCCCUUUCCAGCGGACCCCUCUGCACCGUACGGUUUCCGACAUGGGCCUCUGCGAGGAACGGCGUACCUUUUGUUACCGAGGGCUGGAUCCUGGUGAUGAAACCACCCCCUCGCCCAGCUCCCCGCCUUCUUCCUCCAGCUUUCCUGCCCCCAGCUUCAGCUUUGAAACUCUCUCGGAAAACCUGAUGGCAGAUGGCAAGGAUUCCCGGGAGGGCAAACUGGCCCUGCCCUCCCCUGCAGUCUCACCUACAACUCGUCAAAUGCGCGGCCCUCCGGAUAACUUUCUGGUGCCCCUCGACCAGCCGGUGCCCAAGUCAUGGGUGACAGUGGAGGAUGAUUUUGUGUUGGUAUUGGCCAUCUACCAGACUCACUUGGGGGCUGACCUCUAUACUGCCCCCUUUGCCUACUUCAACGAUGGCCUCAUCCACCUUGCCUAUGUCAAAGCGGGCAUCUCGCGGGCUGCCCUGAUCCGCCUCUUCUUGGCCAUGGAGAAGGGUACCCACUUUGAGCAAGCGUGCCCCCAUGUCACCUGCAUCCCCGUCCGGGCUUUCCGUAUUGAGCCACUGACCCAGAAGGGCAUAAUCACUGUUGAUGGAGAGCGGGUGGAGUAUGGACCCAUUCAGGGACAGAUCCACCACGGGGUGGCCAACUUAAUCACUGGCAUCAACCCAGUUAAGAUUUCAAAAUUCUGAGCCAGUUUCCAGGCCCAUCUCCCUUGCAGGGACAUGUAGGAGAUCAGCUCUGAUUUGCCUUCUCUUUUAGAGAAAGGGGUAAGGGUGGCGUGGCAUGACAUGACGGUGAGAAAUAAUUUCUGACUUGCGAUGCCCCCUCCUGCCACUAGAGGGCAAGCUGUGGAAAAACCACCUUGCAGGGGAUGGGGGUUGCCCUGUGAGCGCACAUGGCAUUAAUCCCCUUCAUGAGCUUAAGGUAACUCAUCUUGGCUACUUUUCCUUCUUGCCCAUAAUCUUUGCUACUCUCCAAGCAAUGCAUCGUUUGGAAGGUGUCCUGCCUUCAUAGAUCUCACAUCUGUAAGCCCAGUUCUUGUAUUUCUCCUCAAGAAAGAGGAAAUGGCCUCUGGGGAAGCUGUUGCAUGGACUUGGGGGAGUAGAAAUGGGUUAUUUAUCCACCCAUCUCCACUUUGCCUACAAGGGGAGAGUUCACCUGAACAUUCCAGUCUGUCCACCUUGUCUUUUCUGAAGUCUGGUCUGGCAGGUCUUUCAAUUCCACUUUUCCAAUCAUUCAGUUUUACUGCAGUCUUUGGGGUGAGUUGGGGAGCAGCAAGAUCAACACAUACCAGCCUCCAGCCCACUCCAGCACAUGGAUCAGUAUCUUUACAGAAUACCCAGCCAGGCUUUCCUAAUCUGAUUCCCCUUAGGUAGGUUGGACUUGUAGUCCCAUCUUCCCCUGCCCACAGAGCCACUGUCCCAGCUCGACGCCUUCCUGAUAUAUUGGAUUACCUCGCCAUUAUCCCCAGUUAGCAUCAAAAAAGUGCCGGAUGGGGGAAAGCUUCCCAGAAUAAUCCUUUUUGUUUCAGGAUAGGAACAGUGGUCAUGCGGGUGAGCAAGUUCAGCAGGGCAGGGAGAAGCCACAGGGAGCACCUUGGAACGGGACCCGCCUUCUUUGGCUUUUCUUUCAGUCCAUGGGACCAACCGUUUCCUUGCUUUCUACUCCCCAGUUUCUAGUGGUUUGGAAGGUUGUGCCCUGCCUUGACACUUCCCAGACACCCUUCUUGGGCUGAGUGAGGGCUCUCCGGCCUCUGUAAUCCGAGCAUCACACACUCUCGUCACAUUCUGCCCAUGAGAGCAGAAGAACAGGGACCACAGUUAAAGCAAUGCAACACUUUGGUUGUUGGUUCUCUGUCCUUCUCCUGUUAACUCAGAAGGCUGUAUGUGUGUGUAUAGACACACCAUAAGUGGGGGACCUAUGCCCCCCCCAGAUGUUGCUGGGCUACAACUUCUAUCUCCUUAAUCUGUUGGCUGGCAGGAGUCAAGAGUGGACCAAUACCCAAAAGGUUGCAGGUUCUUCACUGCUGGUAUAAACAAUGAAAAGACAACAACUUUUGAAGCCCAGAAUUGGUCUCAUGAAGUAGUGCCUGAAAAACUAGCAUCCUCUCACUUUGUUUAACUCUGUUUUAAGCUCCCUGACUUAAUUGAUGCAAGCGGUUUUUACUUUUCUGUCUGUGGAGAAGGGCCAUCAUGAUUUUUUUAAAGUUAUGCUUGGUUCUUCUGCCACCCUUCCUGCAAGAGGCGAUCAAGGGCAUUUAAAGGAAGGAACCCCCCCCCUUUCUUACAGCCUGCAGUGGCUCCUUGUUAGCCUGUCUGGGUUGUUUUGCCACCCUUAUGCCAAGGACUGCAAUCUGGCUCUUUAUAGGAAUACACUGGAUGAAUGUAACUGGAUUUUCUUCUGGAAAGGGUUUAAUUUUGUUAGGGCAGUUGUUAACGCUAUUUUUUUCCCUCUCCACCAUGUGGGGGUUAACAAGCAAUUAAAGUAAUCAAAUACUGUGA